Molecule: messenger RNA, 1101 nt
Organism: Caenorhabditis elegans
Lineage: Eukaryota; Metazoa; Nematoda; Chromadorea; Rhabditida; Rhabditidae
Gene: K08A2.2
Product: DUF1248 domain-containing protein
Exons: 4
Coding region: 13-1062 (349 amino acids)
Source: RefSeq, marked reviewed
AAUUUCUCAACAAUGCUAGCCGCUCGUGGAUUUUUCAAAUCUACUCGAAUUUCCAAUCGAUUUUUUGCCAAAAAAUCAGUGAAGAAUUUAACAAAUGAUGACGUGGAUGUUUUGACGAAUCCCAGCGACGAAUACGUGGAUUCUUUCAUGAAAUAUCACGGAAACGGUCGAGCAGUAUUCAAGCGUGAAGAUUUGGCUCAGUGGCGCGAUAGCUUCCCGGACUACAAAUUCAAAGUGAUCAGCUUAAAAGGAGCGCCGAGAGUCAUCGCAACGGCACAUUUGUGCACAUUUCGCCCCAUUGAUCCAUCAAUCAAUAAAUCGAUAAUGUUCAUGGGUUUCGGAUGGAUUGAUCCUGGAUUCAGAUCUCCCGGAACGGCAAAACUUCAGAAUGAUAUGUGUCGAGUGGAAAUGGACAGGGAAGAUGAUAAUAUUGUCUCACAGAUUAACCAACCGGCCAAAAAUUUCUGGCACAAGCUGUCCAAGCGGAAAGAAUUCUUGGAUCUCGGACACAAAGCCGGCGACGUUGGCUACAAGACAUUCUACAGUGCACACGACGUCGUGCUCCCUGAGAACUUGGAUUUGUCUGGAAUUACAGUGAAAAAUGCUCGAGAAGUUCCGAAGAGAGAUAUCAUAAAUUAUGAUCAGACAAUUCAUCCGUAUCACCGCGAAAAGUACAUCAUCUCUCAUAUGUACGAUCGGGAUGGAUUCGGGAAAGUGGCGUAUGAUGAGGAGGGAAAUGUGAUUGGAAUCGGGCAAGCUGUGAUCUAUGAGAACAGAAAAGAUUGUAAUUUAGGGCCUAUUUAUGCUGAAAAUACACGUGUCGCUCAGGCAAUGUUUGCGGAGAUUUUGAAAGAUAUUAAGGCAUCCGAGAAGACGGUCGUCAGUUUUGAAGUUCGAUCCGGGCAGCUGAAUAAGGAUAGUUUUUGCUGGCUCACCCCAUUCCUGACACACAAACCAACUCGUUCGCACGUCUGUAACCUGGUCUACACUGAUUGUGUGCCUGAAAAUAUCGAUUUUUCCAAAGUCUACAGCCCAACUCACGCUCAACUUUUCAUGGUUUAAUUCUGAUUCAGAAAUAAAACGUGGAAGCUACACAAUUUU